This is a messenger RNA of Periconia digitata, 2979 nucleotides long. Lineage: Eukaryota; Fungi; Ascomycota; Dothideomycetes; Pleosporales; Periconiaceae. The record is from the annotation of a GenBank genome assembly.
GGCAUUCGGCUUCAACCCUCCCCCGAUUGUCACUCCUGAGUGAACAUGCAGGUUGCGCGCACGCCGAAUCACAUCUCCCAGUCCUUCCCCGCCGCUUCCCCCUCGUCGCAUUCCUCCUCUCAGCCGCCGCAAAUGUACGCAAACUCGCCGCACCAGAUGAUGCAGGCCCCUGCCAUCAACCGCACUUUUGACAAUGUCGCCUCCUUCGCCCCGCCUCCGAUGGAAAAACCUCAGAUAUACACUGCCGUAUAUUCGGGAGUCUCCAUUUACGAAAUGGAAGUGAACCGCAUCGCCGUCAUGCGCCGCCGCUCCGAUGGCUGGCUCAACGCUACCCAGAUCCUAAAGGUUGCUGGUGUCGACAAGGGAAAGCGCACAAAGGUCCUGGAGAAGGAAAUUCUGACGGGUGAGCACGAGAAGGUGCAGGGCGGGUACGGCAAGUAUCAGGGCACCUGGAUCAAUUACCGCCGAGGCCGCGAAUUCUGUCGCCAGUAUGGCGUUGAGGAUAUCCUGCGACCGCUGCUCGACUACGACAUGAACACGGAUGGGAACGCCGGCCACGGCAUCGAGACCCCUACCAAGGAACAGGCCAUGGCCGCCAACCGCAAGCGCUUCUACACCCAGAGCAUGGACGGCCGCAACGGCGUCGGCACCUUCUUCUCCAACAUUUCUUCGACUGCCACCAGCGCCCUGCAGGCCAUGAACAAGGUCGCCCGUCUCAAUUCCCCUGUUCCUCGUCCUGCCAGCUCGUCGCAGGGCCGCCGCUCCAUAGGUCGUCCCUCGCAAGCGCCAAUUGGCAGCCAGGACUCAUUACGCGCUAGUAGCCAGCAGAGCGUGCCUAGUCUAGCUUCCGAGAAGAGUUUCGGCGCCGUAAACAACGGCCAAGCCGACUCUGCCUACGGAACCGGCGCCGACGAUAUCCAGGAACCACCACGCAAACGCAUGCGCCCUUCCCAAGAAGAAUCCUUCGCACGUCCUAACGGCGCUGAGCUCGCCAUGAUGGCCGAUCCGGGCUCACCCACCGAACCGAGUGAUUCUUUCUAUACGGCUGGUCACCGCCUCGCCACGCUUGACGGCGACAUUUCUACUGCCCAAGCCCCUCUCCCGCAUCCGAACGACAAAGUUUCUGAAGAGAAGCAAGCUCUUUUGACCGAUCUUUUCGCGGACCAAACGCGCACAGACUUCACUAAUCACCCAGCUAUCCUCCAUCUUUCCGGCUCGGAUCUGGACAUGCCCAUAGAUAAUGUCUCCAACACGGCUCUACAUUGGGCAGCAACUCUUGCACGUGUGUCACUCAUGCGCCUGCUGGUCUCAAAAGGCGCCAACAUGUUUCGAGGAAAUGCCGCCGGGCAAACUCCGUUAAUGAGCGCCGUUUCGGUGAACAACAGUAUGGACCACUGCUGUUUUCCCGAGACGUUGGAAAUCUUGGCCCCUCUCAUCGAACUUCGCGAUGCUCAAGGUCGCACCAUCCUCCACCACAUCGCAGUCACGUGCGCUAUAAAAGGCCGCGCCGCGUCCAGUAAAUAUUACCUGGAAGCUCUGCUGGAGUACCUGGUGCGGAGCAAUAUCAAUCACAACCAGGCGAACUUGUACGACACAAAUGGCAACAAUCCCAAACCCAUCGGCCUCAUGCGCUUCAUGCAAGAGAUGGUAAACGCACGUGAUAAGGCGGGUAAUACCGCUCUGAAUCUCGCGGCCAGAAUCGGAAACCGCAACAUUAUAUCGCAGCUGGUGGAAGUUCAAGCCGAUCCCUCCAUACCUAAUCACAAAGGCACACGGCCGCUCGACUUUGGGGUGGGUAGUGAUGCCGAUGCCGAUACGCCCGUUGUAGCCAACAGCCCCAGCAAAGGCAAGGCGCCGUUGAGCAAGGUCGAGGAAACGAGUCGAGAAAUACAGCCAUUGAUGAGCGGCAUCCUACAAAGCGCAAGCUUGCAGUUUACGCAAGAGGCCCGUCUAAAACAAGACACCAUUGACCGCACAAACGAAAGUAUCGCGCAGCUGUCUGCUCUCCAAAAGACCGAACAACAUAAACUCGAAACCCUCCGCGCCCGCCUGCGCGCCCGGCAAGAUCGUGCCAAACGCAUCCAAAACCUCCGCCGCUGGCUUGACCUCCAACGCCAGAACCUCGCUGUCAGCACCGGCACCGCAGACGCCGAUCUGCACGAGAAGCGGCAGAUCGGCCACGCAGACCACGAAGGCGCAAACAUUGUUCUCUCUCCCUCCGACCUCCCGUCCGAGCUCGUCGAAUCUGCCGUGAACUUCCCACAUAGAUCCUCAGACGGUCCCGAGUACCUCUCCACACCUCUCCCCAUGCUCGUCGACCCGAGCCUUCUUACCCAACAACACGCGGCCUCGAUCGCUAACCUGCCAUCUACGGCGGUACUAGGGCACCGUCUAGAAGUGUAUGUGCAGAAUAAUCAAAUGCUCGCAGACCGCAGCCGGAAGCUCAAAGAUAAAGAUGGCCAGCUCGAAGUCAUGUACCGAAAAGUAGUGUCGUUGUGCACAAAAGUCGACGAGCACCGUAUCGAUGGCGUGCUGGAAGGGUUGGUGCAGGCCUUGGACAGCGAUCCGUUGGAUGGUGUCGAGGUUGGACGGGUUCGAGAGUUUUUGCGCAAAGUUGAAGGGGUGGAGGGGCAGUGAUAUGAUGAUGAUUAUGAAGCUCUGUUUUUCUCCUUCUUCUUCUUCCUCUUCAUCUUUUUUGAAGGCGUUACGAGCUGGUUAGGGGCGACCUUUGUGUGGAUAGCUAGCUUGGUACUACUCUUCAGACCCCCAUUAUGUCAAUUCAACAAACUGAUUGGUUCAUUCGCCUUGAACUUUUUAUUUUCUUGUAUAAAAAGUCGAUGAUGUUUUUUCGUCUCCUUUUUUGCACUUGACUCUAUUUAUUUUUAUAGAUCCUGUUCUACAACGUCCUUCCUCUCCCUCUCUUUUGUGAAAUUUGUAUUUAGCUAGGUAGUACUUAGCGAUUAAUAUCUUUCCUUCAUC